AUGGCGCCUAGUUUGUUUGGGAAAGUGAAAUCCAAGGGCAGAAAGUGGUUGCAGGCCGCUCCCCGGGAAUCCUCGACUCCUUCGCCACAAACACUUUUGCCAACAUCAUCUCGGCCUGCAUCCCAACUAGCUACUCGACCGACAUCUCAGCCAACGUCUUCUCCACCUACCUCGACGGAUACCAAUACCUCAUCGCUGCCGAGCCUACAAGAGCGACUUUGGAAUGAGGCCUACGAUGGGGUCAAAGCGAGCGAGCCCAAACUGGUCGGGGCGUACGAGAAGAUCUUAUCAACUGAACUGCAUGGAGACGACCCAAGCUCUGUUACUCCCGAAUCAACAGACAACGAGAUAGGAGAGACCCCGGGGACACGAAGCGGCCAAAUGCAACAGCUGGUUCAGGCUGGACUGGAUCGAACGCAGAAGCAAGCGUCCAUCAAGCGAGGCAUCGACGAAGGCUUGCAAGCAGUGCAAGAAGUCAGGAGAGUAGUAGACAAGGCGGUGCAUGCCGCUCCCGAAGCCGCCAUCGCCUGGGUCGGCGUCUGCCUCGGACUAGAGAUCCUUUCGAACCCCGUAACCGAGGCACGCGACAACCGCAAAGGCAUCGUCUACGUCCUGUUGAGAAUAGAGUGGUACUGGAACUUGGUGUCCCUGCUUCUCGACGAGAACAAGGCCGAGCAAUCUUCUGCGGGACUGCGAGCCCAACUAGAGAAGCAUGUCGUGCAGCUCUAUGAGAAACUCCUCGCGUAUCAGAUCAAGAGUGUCUGCCUCUACCACCGCAACUGGGCAGCCGUCAUCGGAAGGGAUCUGUGGAAAAUCGAUGACUGGGCUGGCCAGCUCAACGAGAUCAAGGAAGCCGAGGCUGCCGUGCAAAGAGACAUGGAUCAAUACAACAGCGAGGACAGCAAGAUACAGCUUCGGAAACUCAUCGACGUCGCAGGUGCUUUAGAGAAACAACAGGAGAAGAGGCACCAGGACGACGGGGACAAGCAAUGCCUGAGAGACCUGCGCGAGACUGACCCUCGCAACGACAAGACGCGCAUCGAAGACACGAAGGGCGGCCUGCUUAGGGACUCGUACCGCUGGAUUCUUGACCACGCCGACUUCCAGCGAUUUCGCGACGAUCCGCAGAGCCGGCUGCUCUGGAUCAAGGGUGACCCUGGUAAAGGCAAGACCAUGCUCCUAUGCGGCAUCAUCGACGAGCUAAAGAAGGGACCCAACAGUCUCUUGUCCUAUUUCUUCUGUCAGGCCACUGAGGCUCAACUGAGCAAUGCGGCGUCUGUGCUACGUGGCCUCAUCUACCUCCUCAUCCUCCAGCAACCAUCGCUUAUUUCGCACGUCCGGUCAAAGCACGAUGUUGCGGGCGAGAAACUCUUCCAGGGCAUCAAUGUCUGGGUGUCUCUGGUUGAGAUAUUCACGGACAUGCUGAAGGACCCGACCUUGAAAGACGCAGUCUUGAUCGUUGACGCCCUUGACGAGUGCACCACCGAUCGGCCCAAGCUUCUUGACUUCAUCAUUCAAUCGUUGACGAUAUCUUCAUCCCGGGUCAAGUGGAUCGUGUCUAGUCGCAACUGGCAGGAUAUUGAGGAGAAACUCGGCCGUAUAGAACAGAAGGUCAGGCUUCAGCUCGAGCUAAACCAAGACUCCAUCUCUAAGGCUGUCGACACAUAUAUUGAGUGCAAGGUGGAGGAGCUGGUAGGUCUUAAGAACUACGAUAAGAAAACAAGGGACACCGUUAAGAACCACUUAACCUCCAAUGCUGACGGCACCUUUCUCUGGGUGGCCUUGGUUUGUAAAGAGCUCGCAGACCCCAAGGCCCGAAAGUGGCAUACGCUCUCUAGGUUGCAGUCUUUCCCCCCUGGGCUGGAUUCUCUAUAUGGCCGAAUGAUAGAGCAUAUCCGUGAUUCGGAGGAUGCUGACCUUUGCAAGGAGGUUCUGGCUAUUGCCUCGGUAGUGUAUCGACCUGUCACCUUGGAUGAACUGAAGGUUCUUGCUGAGUCACUUGAGGAUAUUGACCCGGACGACCUGAAAGACAUUAUUGGCUCCUGUGGCUCUUUCUUGACCCUUCGGGAGAGCGUUGUUUACUUUGUGCAUCAGUCGGCGAAGGAUUACCUACUCAGCAAGGCAUCCUGCCACAUCUUGCCUUCUGGCACCGCGCACCAGCACCAUACCCUUUUCUCAAGGUCGCUAGCGGCUCUGUCAGAGGCCCUGCGACGCGAUAUUUACGGCCUAAGCACCCCGGGAUUCUCCAUCGAUCAGGUCUCGCUGCCCAAUCCUGACCCAUUGUCUUGGAUCCGAUAUUCAUGCAUCUAUUGGGUCGAUCAUCUCGUCGAUUCCAAUCCCACAAGCAGCCAUAUGGAUCUUCAGGAUAGCAGCGUUAUUCAUGGAUUCAUCCAAAAGAAAUACCUGUAUUGGCUAGAAUCUCUCAGCCUCUUACGCAGCAUGUCGGAGGGAGUCCAGGCGGUGUACAAACUCGAGGCUUUGGUGGUGAGUUAA
Podospora pseudocomata is the source of this 2493-nucleotide messenger RNA. It is a transcript of the gene NWD1, whose product is annotated as NACHT and WD40-domain containing NOD-like receptor 1. The transcript has 2 exons. The coding region runs from base 1 to 2493 and encodes 830 amino acids. The record is from RefSeq and is a predicted model, not a curated record. Lineage: Eukaryota; Fungi; Ascomycota; Sordariomycetes; Sordariales; Podosporaceae.